AGCCGCUUGGAGCUCCUCUUACUUUGAAGUUCACAAGUUGUUCAAGUUUUUCCCCGAAUAACACUUCAGUGGCACUUUCUUGAUGAGAUUUAUGCGCUCCGUUGUGUUACACACUGACUUGGAACUGAGCUGUGAUCAUAUUGGCACUUGGUGACGCGCAAUGGCUCCUUUCGGAAGAAACCUUUUAAAAGCGCGUUUGAAGAACAGGUCUAAGGUUGCAGAAGAAACCCUAGGGAAAGAAAUCCAGGUGCUGGUAUGUCAGGAAGAAAAAGUAGUCUGUGGUGUUACCAAGCACACAACCUGCGCUGAUGUGGUUAAGGCUUUAUUGGAAGACCACAAAACUAUACCAGAGAUUAAGAGGCUUUUACAUGGAGAACCUAAAGACUUCUGCAUCCUGGAGAGGUGGAAGGGAUUUGAGAGGGCUUUGCCUCCUCUCACUCGAAUUCUCCGGCUUUGGAACGCUUGGGGUGAUGAGAGACCUUUCAUACAGUUUGUCCUGGUAAAGACCAGUGAAUUUGUGCCGUCAUCCAAGGGAACUAAGAGGAUAUCGAAGUCUCGGGGAACAAGAUCUAAGAGACGGGACCAGGGACCUGCACAGUAUGCCAAGACUGUGUCUGCAGAGAAGCAAAAGCGCAUGGUGAAGAAGGUCUUUCGCAAACUGGAGAAGAUCCAGAAAGGAGAGAUAUCAGAAGGCUCUGAAGAGAUCAACAAGUUGGUGCAGUUGAUCAUCUCCCAGGACCAGACCAUUUGGCAACAGAUUCACGGGAUGCAUAACCUAGACCUGGAGAUUGAAAGUGUGGCGCAACAGCUGAGGAACAGCCCCACACCUCACUCCAGUCUCACUGAGAGUGCAGACGGUGAGUCAAUGACACUGUCCAUGUCCCAAUUUGACGACCACCUGCAGGAGUACCUCUACACCAGUGAUGGAAUAGAGCAACUAGAACUACAUGUGUGCAGACACCGAGAACUCAUUAACCAGCUUUCCCAAGACAUUGAAUUGGAGCUGAAGCACAGUCCUUGGAUCUCUGAUUCAGAUGAUAUGAAAGGAGCAGCAGCUGCUAGUCCUGAACUGAAGCUGGAAUUGGGCCUUUCCUUGACCUCCUCAGAUCUUUUGGAGCUGGAAAGCUUACGCAAUGAACUUGAGUCUAGCAUGCAAGCAGGGCUCUGGCUCCAUGCCCAAACCAAUGAAAUCGAGAAGGAACUACAGCGGAACAAAACAGCCCUGCAAUCCCGGGACCAAGAAUACCAGCAUCUUGUUGCUCAACUCAGUGCACUGGAGCUGGGGGCCUGUCCAGACCAAUCUAGCCCUGCAUCUUUGAAGAGCCAGAUCAGGGCUACUGUCUCUCAACAAAUAGUCACCAAGGUGAGACAGACAUGCCCCCCUAAUGCAACAGACACAGAUUCAGACACUGGGAUAAGCUCUACUCACAGUCAGGACUCACUGUCCCCCUGUGUGGACAGGUCACCUCCUCUGGACUCUGAUGUUUAAAAAAGCUGAAAAAAUAUGCUUUAAUCCAUACUGCAUUUAAUUACUCCAACAAAAAAGCACUAACAACCAUUUAUUGUGCUGUUACAGUUACAAAUAUAUUACAUAGGCACUUUGGAAGCAUAGAUGAAAUUAACUGUUCAAGUGAAUUAAUUUAUUCAUGCUAGCGCCAUCUUUGAUUUUUAAUGGGAAUGAAAAAGAGGUUGUAAGGGAUAGACUUAGUCUCUUCUACAGGCUGUACUGCAGUGUAAAGUGUUUUUGGAUCAUUCCACUGAAAAAUAUUGAUAAAAUAUCUGUUCAAGAAAUUCAGUGUACAAAGAACUCCAGACAACAUGAGUUGUGGAAAAUCAGAUGUGAUCUAGGAGCUUAAUACAGUCUAUUCCUCACAGCCUCACUGUCAAUCCUAUUAAAAUUCAAGGAUGGCGCUAGCGUGAAUAAGGUCUAGUGUCUUGUUUUUUCCUCUUUAUUAGAUUUCAUGUGCACUUCAAGCCCAAAUGGAGUGUGAAAAUUUCCACCAAAACAACAACAUAUAAACAAACCUGCAUAUCAAUUUUUUUGGGAAAAGUGGCCUUCUAGUUUUGUUUAAAUUUAAAUUUUCUCUGCUGAUAUUUAUUAAGCCCAAAUGUUCCACAAUUUGAAAUCAACAUAGUCUCAUGACAGCUUGAAAUCAUUUGUAUGAUAUGGCGAAAUCUUAAGAUAUCAUACAACUAGGCAACUACAAAAAGAUACGACACUAACAAAUCAACAAACAGAAUUUUAAAUCUAAACAAUACAGACAUCAUGUGUUUGGCAAGGCUCCAAUCUGACAUUUUAAGAAAGGGAAUGUCAGUGAUCAAAUUGUUUUAGUCAUUUCAUAUUUAUUUAUUCAAUAGAAAUUACUGAUAUAUGUCAAUAACCUGUAACAUGCUUCCCUUUUCUCAUUUCAAACACCAAAGUUUUCUUCCAUGGUACUUAAAAGUUAUUUUCCCAUUAAAAUAUUGGUUGGAUUUUUGCUUUAUUGUUAGGUUUGGGUUAAACUUUGAAAAAACAACAUAAUUUGUUGGUUUGUUAAUUUUUUUCUAUUGCAAUAAAAGUUGUACGUUUCUUUACGAGCCAACUCGUAAGAUUUCGCCAUCUCAUAAUUGUUAUGCACCUUGUCAUAAGACUGUGUGGUUUGAAAUACUUGCGUUCACAUAUUGUAAAUACAAAUUUCAGUUACGUAUAUUUGCUAAUAAGAAAUGUUACAAGUCAAGACAUUUUUGAAGAAAAUAAAUGUAUGAAUCUUAUCUUUGUAAAUAAGUCAAUAACAAUAUAAAGAGAACAUAAAAUUGUUUUAUAUUAAAACAUAAUACGGACUCGUAUAUAUAAGCUUUACUUUUGAAUCUGCUUUUUAGAACGACUUUCAAAAUGUACAGUAAAAAUGAACAUAACUGCUCAGAUUGCAAACUAUAAAGAUAAGUUAUCCCAUAUAAAUGCAUAAUUUAUUGUUAUAUCUUAAAAUGUUUUAUUUUUAACUAAAAUAUACUAUAUUUAAAAUGUACUUUCAACAAUAUUACUUUGUAUUUUCAUCCACACAGAGAGGUUUUUUAGCCUAGCAAAUGUGAUGUGAUGGCAUUUCCUCCAAUGUAAUUGCAAAUGAAUCCUUUCUAGUGUGGUACAUUGUAACUUGUACACAAGUUGUGGUCUCACAUUCCCCUCACAGCUAAAGUGGGUUGAAAUAGCAGUUAGAGAAAGAAUCUAUUUUGACGCUGGUACAAACACAAGUGAGGAAUAUUUGAAUUCUAAAGUGAAAAUCUUUGUACAUAGCAUUCAUAAGUACCAGUAAAGAGGCAUCUGUGCCCUUUUGCUUCAAGUAAUUGCCUCAUUCCUCCUUUCUUUAUAACUGCGAACAGACUAAGAAGCCCCAUUAGAGUGUGGUCUCACUGCUACAUUGAAUUAAUGCAAUGUCAUUAAAGCCAAGUUCCUGAAUGGUGAUAACACGUUACACCGUUGUCACGCAGCAUGACUCAUAACAAAUGGGAUUUUGAAAAAAGUACCUUGUAAAAAAAAAAAUUGCAUUAUGCAGCAGGCCUUGUUUAAUAGAGUGUUAAUGAAGCCUUGCUUCAUUGGAUCCAUCUGAGUGCUGGCUUCGCACUGAGAUAAAAACAGAAUUCCCCUUCAUUGGCUCUGAUCCAAUACAGCAUCCCCUGCAGGGUGUAGGCAAUACAAAGUUAGAAGGCUCUUUAAUGUCUUCACUGGCAGCAUCGUGACUUGUUUACCCCUGCUGUCAAUUCAGGAGGAACCAGAGGGCUGCCAGGACUCUGUCGCAUUGGAAAACAGUUAUUACUGACUUUUAUCUCUCGCUACUUCUGUGGUAGUAUAUCCAGCACUAACAAUUACACAGGCCAAUUCUAAGUAAACACAUCUUUUAUGUUGUGUCAGGAAAGGUCCCCCACAUAGAACUUUCAAUUACAGCACUUUGCAUGAAAUCGAGGAAGAUGACACCAUAAAAGAGUGCUCUGAUUCAAAAGAGUUCAGGAUAUUUGCAGGGGUAAGUAAUUUUUACCCCUAAAGCUGUCAUGUAACAAGACACUUGUAGUUUCUUUUACUAUAUCAAGAAGCCUGUCCAACUCACAUUUCACAAACACGUGAUGUGGUUUUGUUUUUCACACGUGAUGUGAUUAUCUUGAACAAGACAAAAAGUCCUGCUUUGACAUUUCCUGAAUGGUUUUAUUUCCCUUUAAGUCAACAAUUUGUAAGUAAAUGUUGCUCUCAUACGGUAGAGCAACAAUUCCCAAUUAAUUUUUAACGUACCACAAAGCUAAUAAACACAUUUUAGGAUCUCUUUUAAACUUGAUCUUUGCCAUUGUUCAGUAGUACUGUAUGGGAGAAGGGUGCAUGUGAACAGGAUAACCAAAACCACAGAAUAGCUAACCUGACCGCAACUCAGUUCCAACUUUUUUGUGUAAAUCACAUCAUUACAUGUUGAAAGCUGUAAUGUUUUUUAUUGAAGGGUACAAUUUUCAGUGGAGAUGGACAUGUUGUACAGAAACCAGUCAUUUUGUAAAUGACUAGCUAAUUUAUGAUGUUUUUUAAUUGCAAAGAACAGGUAUAUAGUUACUUGAAAUGUCAUCAAGGUCAAGACAUAUUUUGAUUUCAUUAACAAAUGUGUUUGUUAUGUGUCCAAUUGGAACAAGCAUCUGUGUUUUCCUUCGUAUGUUCAAGUUUAGGCUUAUUUACU
Molecule: messenger RNA, 4685 nt
Organism: Xyrauchen texanus (razorback sucker)
Lineage: Eukaryota; Metazoa; Chordata; Actinopteri; Cypriniformes; Catostomidae
Product: ras association domain-containing protein 9-like
Exons: 2
Coding region: 161-1489 (442 amino acids)
Biological process (GO): signal transduction
Source: RefSeq, a predicted model, not a curated record